AUGCCGUCUGCGCCGUUUGUUGACGAAAAUGGUGUCGCGGUCGAGUCCGUCGAGCUCCUUGUUGAGCAUCUUUGCGAGCUGGUCGUUGAACGCGUCGCAGUCGUCCAGAUCGAACACUUUGUUGACGAGCCCAAGCUCGCGCAACUUGGCCGCCGGCAACGGUUUGGCCAGCAGCACGUGUUCCAACGCCGUACUCAGGCCAAGCCGGUGCGGCAGCGACACCGCUGCUGCGCAUUCGGUCGUGAGACCGAUGUUGGUGAACGGGAACGACAUGAACACCUUUUGGUUCUGGGCGUAGAUGAUGUCUGCGAGAGCGACGAGCGACGCUGUGAGCCCGAUCACCGGCCCGUUGAGCCCGACCACGAGCAGUUUGCGGUGCGACGUGAACAGAUGCACCAGAUACAGGUUUUUCGCGCUGAUCUCGCUGAGGAUCUCGCUGCUGGUCUUGUUUUUCAGCUCGGCGACCGUCUUGAUGUUGGCUCCCGCAGAGAACAUCGGGCCCCUGCCCACGACAAGCGUCGCUGUUGUGUGCGGGUGCUUGUCUGCCAGCUCGAGCAGCUCGGCGAGCUGCACAAACUGGGGGAUGGUGAGGGCGUUUCUGGUGUGCGGGUCGUCCAGGACGAUCACAAACACCUGGCCGACGAUUUUAUAGCUUGGAGACAUGUAGAACGACAGCGAGAGGGCAGGAAUAUAAAAAGCACAGAAUGUGGGGUACUGGCAUGUGAAAAAUUUACUGUGUGUUUGCGAAAAGGCAGCGUACAAGGCAGGCAGGCCGUGGACACGUCUGAGACAGGCCUGAGCUGGGCCUUUGAACACCAACGCCAACAAUUUACCCUUCCACCUCCCGACCUUCUCUUGAUCCUUGCUCGCGGAGGAUUUCCCUGCCCGGCGUUUCGGCAGCGACUUCCGCGAAAAAAAAAAAUCAGCUACACUGCAGCUACUUGUAUAAAUACACUGGCCGCAUCCACCAGCUCUCAAAUUUCCAUGCGCUCUUUCCUGCUGUUGCACAGACGCGGAGUGGCCCAGCUGGCCUACUUCCAGACGCCGAAGCACGUCACCAACGAGAUCGUGAAACCGUUCGCCAAGCACGACCAGCUCGACUGGGACCUGCUCAAGAGCGAGCUGUUCUCGUUCACCGACACCACGACCAAGGUCCCGCUCGUGAUUGGCGGCAAGGAGUACUACAGCAGAGACCUCAAGACACAAGUCAAUCCGGGCAACCACAAACAGGUGAUUGCGGAGUACGCCACCGCGACGGAAAAAGACGUCAGAGAGGCGAUCGACGCGGCACAGACGGCCAAGAAAGACUGGCUCAACACCCCGUUCGACGACAGAGCAGCCAUCUUCUACAAGGCCGCCGACCUCAUCUCGACCAAGUACAGACACCGUAUGCUGGCCGCGACGAUCCUCGGCCAGGGCAAGAACGUGUACCAGGCAGAGAUCGACGCCGUGGCAGAGCUCGCAGACUUUUUCCGGUUCAACAUAAAGUACGCGCACCAGCUGUACAACUCGCAGCCUCCAGAGUCGACCAACGGCGUGUGGAACCGUGUUGAGUACAGACCGCUGGAGGGAUUCGUGUACGCGGUCACUCCGUUCAACUUCACGGCCAUUGCUGCCAAUCUGGUGGGUGCUCCGGCGCUGAUGGGAAACACUGUGGUGUGGAAGCCAUCUCAGUACGCCGUGCUGUCCAACUACACGAUGUUCCAGAUUCUGAGAGAGGCCGGGCUGCCAGAAGGCGUGAUAAACUUCAUUCCUGGCGACCCAGAGAUGAUCACCAACUCUGUUCUUGCCGACAGAAAUUUCAAUGCUCUGCACUUCACCGGCUCGACGCAGGUGUUCGGCGACAUCUGGGCCAAAAUUGCCAACAACACCGCACAGGGCAAGUACAGGGACUUCCCGAGAAUCGUUGGCGAGACAGGCGGCAAGAACUUCCACCUGGUGGACAAGUCUGCCAACGUGAGCCACGCGGUCCUGUCGACAAUCCGCGGCGCGUUCGAGUACCAGGGCCAGAAAUGCUCAGCCACCUCGCGUCUGUAUGUGGACGCCCAGAUCUGGCCCGAGUUCAAAAAACAGCUUGUGCAGCACACCAACGAGAUCGUGCCUACCAACACCUCGGCCACCAACGGCCUGCACCGGUUCAUGGGGCCUGUGAUCCACCAAAACUCGUUCGACAAGCUGAGCGCAGCAAUCGACUCCAUAAAGGACGACGCCGAGCUGGAGCUGCUGUGCGGCGGUCUUGCCAACGCGUCCGAGGGCUACUUCGUCAAGCCGACGAUCGUCGAGACGUCGAAUCCUGUCCAUCCGUUCAUGACCACGGAAUUUUUCGGCCCGCUGCUGACCGUCUACGUUUACGAGGAUCUCGACCAAAUUCUGCCCCAGAUCGACUCUGCCACCAAAUACGGUCUGACGGGCUCUGUUUUCGCCUCUGACCGCCAAAUCAUCAGAAAAGUGCAGGAGGAGCUCAGGUACUCUGCAGGAAACUUCUACAUCAACGACAAGUCCACGGGAGCCGUUGUUGGCCAGCAGCCGUUCGGCGGAAGCAGGAUGUCGGGAACCAACGACAAGGCCGGCUCUGCGUCGAUUCUGUCGAGAUUCGUCACUCCGCGGGCCAUCAAGGAGAACUUCUACGAGAUCUCCGACUACAGAUAUUCUAGCAACUACGAGUAA
Molecule: messenger RNA, 2667 nt
Organism: Ogataea angusta
Lineage: Eukaryota; Fungi; Ascomycota; Pichiomycetes; Pichiales; Pichiaceae
Exons: 2
Coding region: 1-2667 (888 amino acids)
Cellular component (GO): mitochondrial matrix
Molecular function (GO): L-glutamate gamma-semialdehyde dehydrogenase (NAD+) activity
Source: RefSeq, a predicted model, not a curated record